CUCACUGGAAGGGAAAUGGCUCUGUUUGCCCAGCAGAUCCCCAGAUGGCUCCACCCGAUUCAAGUGAGACACUUCAUUAGUGCUGCAGGACUCAGAACUUGCAUCCCAAGACUUCGAGUCCCACUGAUGACUGGUGCUUCUGCACAUCCCCAGCGGGGAUUUGAGGCUCGCAGGGUGACUUUCUUCAGGGAGAGGAGGCCACCGGUUCACUGCAGCCAGCAGGAGACAGGCACUACCCCAAGUGCUCUACAGGGCCCCUUGAACAAGCUGUCACCAAAGUCACCUGACUUGGAUAUGGCACUGUCGCUGGAAGAACUAGAUGAUUUGCCACCUGUGUCUCCACUGCAGCCGAUCUCCGAGCAGGAUGCCAUCCGGAUCGUCGCUGACCCUCCGUCACCCCCGUUUUCAUUUACGCUUCGAGAUUAUGUGGAUCAUUCAGAGGUGCUGCAAAAACUCGUGCUUCUGGGAGUGAAUUUGUCCAAGAUAGAAAAGCAUCCUGACAUGGCCAAUCUUCUCCUGAGACUGGACUUUGACAAAGACAUUAAGCAAGUCCUCCUGUUCCUGAAAGACCUGGGCAUUGAGGAGAACCAGCUGGGGGCCUUCUUGAGCAAAAAUUAUGCUAUUUUUGCUGAAGACCUUGAAAAUCUCAAGACCAGAGUGGCUUAUCUGCAGUCCAAGAACUUCAGUAAAGCAGACAUUACACAGAUGGUCCGGAAUGCGCCCUUCCUGCUGAGUUUUUCGGUGGAAAGACUGGACAACAGAUUGGGAUUUUUCCAGAAAGAGCUGGAACUAAGUGUGAAGAAGACUCGAGAGCUGGUGGUUCGUCUCCCACGGCUGCUUACCGGAAGUCUGGAACCCGUGAAGGAAAAUAUGAAGGUGUACAGACUUGAACUCGGCUUUAAACGGAACGAGAUUCAGCACAUGGUGACCAGAGUCCCAAAGCUGCUGACUGGCAAUAAGAGGAAACUGACAGAGACUUUUGAUUUCGUGCACAACGAGAUGGGGGUGCCUCACCACCUCAUUGUCAGGUUCCCGCAGGUCUUCAACGCACGGCUCUUCAAGGUCAAAGAACGACAUUUGUUUCUCAGCUACUUAGGAAGAGCCCAGUACGACCCAGCAAAGCCAAACUAUGUGCCUCUAGACAAACUGGCGUCUCUGCCCGAUGAGGUCUUUUGCAAAGAGAUCGCCAAAGCCUCAGUGCAGGACCUGGAGACGUUUUUAAAGACUCUCUAGUUCCGAGGCUGGACUGAUGACACAGCAGGGAGGGUGUUUGCCUUGCACUCGGCCAACCCAGGUUCGAGC
Suncus etruscus (white-toothed pygmy shrew) is the source of this 1302-nucleotide messenger RNA. It is a transcript of the gene MTERF3, whose product is annotated as mitochondrial transcription termination factor 3. The record is from RefSeq and is a predicted model, not a curated record. Gene Ontology annotation, cellular component: mitochondrion. Gene Ontology annotation, molecular function: double-stranded DNA binding. Gene Ontology annotation, biological process: mitochondrial ribosome assembly; regulation of DNA-templated transcription. The transcript is spliced from 8 exons. The coding region runs from base 16 to 1233 and encodes 405 amino acids. Lineage: Eukaryota; Metazoa; Chordata; Mammalia; Eulipotyphla; Soricidae.